Messenger RNA from Tachyglossus aculeatus (Australian echidna), 1758 nucleotides. It is a transcript of the gene PNRC1, whose product is annotated as proline rich nuclear receptor coactivator 1. The transcript is spliced from 2 exons. The record is from RefSeq and is a predicted model, not a curated record. Lineage: Eukaryota; Metazoa; Chordata; Mammalia; Monotremata; Tachyglossidae. Gene Ontology annotation, cellular component: P-body; nucleus. Bases 84 to 971 code for a protein of 295 amino acids. Gene Ontology annotation, biological process: nuclear-transcribed mRNA catabolic process, nonsense-mediated decay.
UGCUGCGCCGCCGAUCGCGUUGCAGCGCUGGCUCCCUUUGGGUUCUCGUAGCUGCGGCUGCCGCCUCCUCCUUUUUGUCCCCCAUGACCGUCGUCUCGGUCCCCCUCCGGGACCCGCCGUUUUUUGGCGGCCGCCUGGCCCCCCCCCUGAGCCUCUCGGCGCGGGGUUACUUCGGCCCCGUCCCCGUGGUGGCCGCGGCCCCGCCGCCCUUCUUGCCCCGGCUCCCGGACCCGCGGGGGCUGCCGCCGACCCUCCUGCUCCGUCACUUUCUGGGGGACGCCUCCUGCCGGGCCGCGCCGAUGCCCCCUACCUGCUGCCUCCCCCCGGGCCACCCCCGGGCCGCGCCGAAGAAGCGAAGGAAGAAAAAGAUCCGGCCCAGCCCGGCGGGGCAGGUCCCCUGCCGCCACCAGCAACACCGGCCCGGACUCGGGGAGCGGCGGGAGCUCUGCCCUCCCGCCGCCCCUGCCCCGCUCCCGGGGGCCCGGGCUGGACAGCCGACCCCCGGAGGCUCCUCGAAUUUGGAAAAGGAGGCUUCUAAAACAAAGAUGGGAAAGCCAGAGAAGGCAACCAUUCCCCACGGUCAGCUUGUUCACCGACACCUGGGUGAACAACCAAAGAUAACCCGACAGAAAAGCAAAUUUAACACACCUUUAACCAAGAUCACCUCUGCAAAAAGAAAUGAAAAUAACUUUUGGCAGGAUUCCAUAUCAUCGGAGAUCAUUCAGAAGCAAGAGAAAAAGCCUUUUAAAAAUACUGAGAACAUCAGAAAGAUGCAACUGCAGAAAUCAGCCUUUCUGUCUGAAGCGAGCCAGAAGGAAAAUUAUGCCGGGGCAAAGUUUAGUGAUCCACCGUCUCCUAGUGUCCUUCCAAAACCUCCCAGGCACUGGAUGGGAAGCACAUCUGAUAAUUUCAACCAAAACAAGGAGCUGAUCGCCGUACACUUAAAAACUCUCCUUAAAGUUCAAGCUUAAACUUGGUCUGUACAUACCGCUUUUUUUUUUUUAAGAUUCUGGCGCUAACCUGGUUCAAACUUUGAAUGUCUUGUUGCAACAGAGUGCAAAAGACUAUAAGGUUUUCACAUUACUUCUGAAACUUGUAUCAUAUUUUAUAUUGUAAAUACUGUAUACCAUGUAAUAUGUGUAUAUUGUUCAUACUCUGAGAGGUACAUUAUAGUUUUGUUAUGAAAGUAUGUAUUUUGCACUGCCUAAGUGGUAGAUGUCUUGUAAAUAUAAAGUGGACAAGUUUUAAUGUGUGGUCUUGCACACAAGAAGAUCAAUUCGUUUGCACAAAGUCCUGAAGGAGAGAAACGGCUUCUAAACUCAAGGUUGAGAUUGAAAUGUAACGGCUUCUAAACUCAAGGUUGAGAUUGAAAUGUAACGGCUUCUAAACUCAAGGUUGAGAUUGAAAUGUAACGGCUUCUAAACUCAAGGUUGAGAUUGAAAUGUAACGGCUUCUAAACUCAAGGUUGAGAUUGAAAUGUAACGGCUUCUAAACUCAAGGUUGAGAUUGAAAUGUGAACAGUUAACUGAUGCACUACUGAGAACAAAUCUAAGCCUGUGGCCCAAUCAUUGUAAACACAACUGCGUUCCUUUUUCUAAAAUGGUUUUGUUUUGAGUGUUCUAAAAAUGUAUUUCCAGGUUUUUCGUCCAAAUUCCCAUGUGAAGCAUUUCCCCACAAAGGGGAUAAUUUGAAUGAUUCCACACCCAAUUGGAUGUUAUCAAAUUUUAAAAUAAUAAUUCGGCCUCCCUUUUAAAAAUG